UUAUUAACAACGAGUGGCAGAACUCAGAAAGUGGGAGAGUGUUCCCUGUCUAUAAUCCGGCCACAGGAGAGCAGGUGUGUGAAGUUCAAGAAGCAGACAAGGCAGAUAUAGACAAAGCAGUGCAGGCAGCCCGCCUGGCCUUCUCUCUUGGCUCAGUGUGGAGAAGGAUGGAUGCUUCAGAAAGAGGCCGUCUUUUGGACAAGCUCGCAGAUUUGGUGGAACGAGACAGGGCACUUCUUGCGACGAUGGAAUCCCUAAAUGGUGGCAAGCCAUUCCUGCAAGCUUUUUAUGUGGAUUUGCAGGGCGUCAUCAAAACCCUUCGGUAUUAUGCAGGUUGGGCUGAUAAAAUUCAUGGAAUGACCAUUCCUGUAGAUGGAGACUAUUUUACCUUUACAAGACACGAACCUAUUGGAGUGUGUGGACAGAUCAUCCCAUGGAACUUCCCCCUGCUGAUGUUUGCCUGGAAAAUUGCCCCAGCUCUGUGCUGUGGUAACACAGUGGUUAUUAAGCCGGCAGAGCAGACACCACUCAGCGCGCUCUACAUGGGAGCCCUCAUCAAGGAGGCUGGCUUCCCACCUGGAGUCAUCAACAUUCUGCCAGGAUAUGGGCCAACGGCUGGGGCAGCUAUAGCAUCCCACAUUGGCAUAGACAAGAUUGCAUUCACAGGUUCUACCGAGGUUGGAAAGCUUAUCCAAGAAGCAGCUGGAAGAAGUAAUCUGAAGAGAGUAACUCUGGAACUUGGAGGAAAAAGCCCCAAUAUUAUUUUUGCAGAUGCUGAUUUGGACUUCGCCGUGGAGCAGGCUCACCAGGGUGUGUUCUUCAACCAAGGCCAGUGCUGCACUGCAGGAUCUCGCAUCUUUGUGGAGGAGUCCAUCUAUGAGGAGUUCGUGAGAAGAAGUGUGGAGCGAGCCAAGAGGCGCAUAGUGGGGAGUCCCCUCGACCCCAGCACUGAGCAAGGUCCUCAGAUUGAUAAGAAACAGUACAACAAAAUCUUGGAACUCAUCCAGAGCGGUGUGGCUGAGGGUGCUAAGCUGGAAUGUGGAGGCAAAGGACUGGGCAGAAAGGGGUUUUUCAUCGAGCCCACAGUGUUCUCCAACGUCACUGAUGACAUGCGGAUUGCCAAGGAGGAGAUUUUUGGUCCUGUUCAGGAAAUUCUGAGAUUUAAGACAAUGGAUGAAGUUAUUGAAAGAGCCAACAACUCAGACUUUGGACUUGUAGCAGCUGUCUUUACUAAUGACAUCAACAAGGCCCUCACAGUGUCUUCUGCAAUGCAAGCUGGGACCGUUUGGAUCAAUUGUUACAAUGCCUUAAAUGCCCAGAGCCCCUUUGGGGGGUUUAAGAUGUCUGGAAAUGGGAGAGAAAUGGGAGAGUUUGGCUUGCGAGAAUACUCAGAAGUGAAGACUGUGACUGUGAAAAUCCCCCAGAAGAACUCUUAAGAAGGCCAAGGAGGAAGGUGGAAGCUGCUUGCAUGACUUCCUCUGCUUUCUCUGUAGGGUCCAGCUCUCAAGAACAUGAAUUUGAGUCUAUCUUUAAAGAUUGAAAUGAUGACACAUAG
This is a messenger RNA of Castor canadensis (American beaver), 1555 nucleotides long. The record is from RefSeq and is a predicted model, not a curated record. Lineage: Eukaryota; Metazoa; Chordata; Mammalia; Rodentia; Castoridae.